This is a messenger RNA of Rubroshorea leprosula, 1552 nucleotides long. NCBI's taxonomy places the organism in Eukaryota, Viridiplantae, Streptophyta, Magnoliopsida, Malvales, Dipterocarpaceae. The record is from the annotation of a GenBank genome assembly.
GUCGCACCAAUAGUCGAUGGCGGGCUGAUAACGCGCAUCAAUGAUCUUUAAGUCAUGCAGAGGUUUAAGUGCUUAUUGAAAAGUUACAAUAUUUCCCCGUCUCCCUGAAAUUUCUCCUGUUCGAAAAAAAGGGAGUUGUUGACCGUUGCCGACCAUGCCGCUCUCCCCGGUGUCUGUCUCCGAUGAGCCAGUGACUCCCGCCGGCCGCCUUUUUCUAUCGCCGGAGUUUGACACCAUCAUCCACUGCAUCAUCCGUGGGAAAGACCCCAUCAAUAUAGAUGCUUUGAAAUCAACUAUUGCGUCGUCGCUCAUGCUCAAGCACCCCAGAUUCAGCAGCCUCUUGAUGCGGGACCGGCACGGGCGGGAGUACUGGAAGAGAACGCAGGUUGACCUCGACCGACACCUCAUUGUAAUCAACAAUCGGAUCGAGUCUGUGGGUGAUUCCAGCGCCGGUGAAGAUGAUGAGGAGGAGGCGGCGGUGAACCAGUACGUGGCGGAUUUAUCGGUCAGCACUCCACUGAGCGCGGAUAAACCUUUGUGGGAACUUCACCUCCUGAUGGUCCAUAGGUGCGCUGUGUUCCGGAUUCAUCACGCGCUGGGGGACGGGGUCUCGCUGAUGUCGAUUCUGUUGGCGUGUUGCCGGAGAAUCGAUGACCCGGAGGCGCCGCCCACUGUGAUAACCAAGAGAGAUUCAGGUCCCAUGGGCGGGAACUGGUGGGAUAGGCUGUGCAGGGUUUUGAUGAUGUUGUGCUUUACCUUUGUGUUUGCCUUGGAGUUUACUUUGAGGGCCACUUGGCUUCGUGACCGGACAACGGUGAUCAGCGGCGGCGCAGGGGUGGAGCUCUGGCCGAGAAAGCUGGCUACGGCCAAGUUGUCGAUUCAGGACAUGAAAGUGGUAAAAAUGGCUGUCCACAAUGCUAGUUUUAAUGAUGUGUUUUCGGCGGUGGUGUCAUCUGGGAUAUCAAGAUACUUGGAUCACCGGUCACAAAAUGGCUUGCAGAAGGGUCUGUGGAUAACCGGAGAAGCCAUGGUUAAUUUAAGAAAGCAACUUAUGUUAGAGGAUCUACCUAACUUGAUAAAAAGAGGUAACAAAUUCGGUGUGAUGCUCCUUCCUAUUUACUGUCACAAAAGUAGUGGUGAUGAUCCUUUGCAAUAUCUCAAGAGAGCAAAGAAGAUGGUAGACUGUAAGAAACAGUCAUUGGAGGCUGCAUUCUCAUACAAAAUUGGGGAUCUGGCGAUGUCUUGGUUAGGACCAAAGUAUGCUGGCUUUCUUAACUAUAGGAUAGUCUGUAAUACUACCUUUACAAUCUCAAAUGUAAUUGGUCCUCAAGAGCAGAUAGCACUGGCUGGAAACCCAGUAGCUUACAUUCGGGCAAAUACGUCCAGCUUGCCCCAUGCACUCACAAUGCACAUGGUGAGCUAUGCUGGGAGGGCUGAUAUACAACUGUUGGUGGCCAGAGACAUUAUCCCUGAUCCUGGCUUUUUGGCGAAGUGCUUUGAAGAUGCCUUGAUUGAAAUGAAGGAAGCAGCUCUUGCAACUGCUAAAACAUAG